Lodderomyces jiufengensis is the source of this 2148-nucleotide messenger RNA. RefSeq lists its product as uncharacterized. The transcript has a single exon. Gene Ontology annotation, biological process: peptidyl-serine phosphorylation; peptidyl-threonine phosphorylation. Lineage: Eukaryota; Fungi; Ascomycota; Pichiomycetes; Serinales; Debaryomycetaceae. Gene Ontology annotation, molecular function: protein serine/threonine kinase activity; ATP binding. The record is from RefSeq and is a predicted model, not a curated record. The coding region runs from base 1 to 2148 and encodes 715 amino acids.
AUGUCAAUUAUUGAAGAGCAAUUUGCUUUAAUUAAUAUAAAUAAAUCACCUAGAAAAAGAAAAGUAUAUCCAUCAAAUAUAAUACCAAAACCAAUUUCAAAUCAAAACUUGAGUAAUAUAAAGCAACCAGAAUUUAAAACCCCAAUAAGAAAUUUCAGUAAUCAAAAUCAUAUAUCGAAAAGUACCAUAAAAUCAAAAUUCUCAACUAAUAAUGAAAAUCAUAUAGUUGAUAAUCAUGUCUCCUUUUCGGAACAAUCUACAUCAAAAAAGGAGUUCCAAUUUUCAUUCAUGAAAGAGACAUCAUCAUCAAUUCAAAAAAGAACUUUAUCCAAUCCAUUAAACAAUCUAAAUACACCCUCAAAAUCAAACAUAAACACGUCUAAUUCAAACACACCAAUACCCACAUCAUCAACUAAAAAAAGAUUAGAAUAUUCGAAACAAUUAAGAUUUAAAAGAGCAAUAUCAAAUCAACAUUCAUCAUCAUUCCCAUCCGACAUAUCCAAUAUUUAUAAUAAUCCUAAAAUUGAUCAUAAAUUUAAUUCACCAAGAAAUAUAAGUUUUGGAAAUUAUGUUAUUGAUGAAUCUCCUUCAAAGCCAAGAAGAGUGUUUACUCAACCACCUGCAUCUUCAAAUGACGUAUUUCAAAGAUUAUAUCAGACCAAGAGCUCCAACGUUGUUGAAAGAAAAUUUAGAAGCGUUACUCCAACACCAACUCAAACUACCACUUCAAAAUCAGCAAAAAGAUCUUCCGCUUCAGCCAAAAUUGAAUCAGUAACGGAUUUGUAUGAUUUAUUACAUAAAAGAGUUCCAGAUUUAUUCUUGAAGUCUUCAUCGUGUGUAAAGGAACAUCAUAACCAAUACCAAAAACCACUAGAUUUAAACAAUGUUCCAUUAGAUUCAUUAAAUGUAUAUGAAAGAGGAGAAAUUAUUAGAAAAAAUUCAUUAUAUUAUGUUCCAACUAAUUGUCCAAGACAUAUAAGUAUGAAGCUUGAAAAUGGUCAUAAUUUUGGGUUCGACGACAAAGAUGGGAACUAUAUCGUCAUACCAAAUGAUCAUAUCAACUAUAGAUAUCAAGUUUUAGAAAAAGUCGGAAACGGAUCAUUUGGGAAUGUCAUAUUAGCAAAAGAUCAUAAAUUGAAAGAGCCAACUGGGAAUUUAGUAGCUAUAAAAAUUAUCAACAAUAAUUUUAAUUCAUCUAUACAAUCAAUUAAUGAAAUCAAAAUGUUGAAAUAUAUGUAUCAACAAAACAAGCAAAACCCCAACAUAAUUCAUUUUUACAAUCAUUUCAAUUUCAGAAGUCACAUAUGUAUCGCAGCUGAAUAUUUGUCAUUGAAUUUAUACUCAUUAAUGGAGAUUACAAAUUUUCAAGGAUUGUCAAUACCAGUAAUUAAAAAAUUUACAAAACAAAUCUUGAAUGGACUAUCAUUUUUACAUAAAUUGAAAAUAAUGCAUUGUGAUAUAAAACCAGAAAAUAUAAUGAUCAAAUUACCAUCUAACCCUCAAACUGAUAAAUUACUAGUCAAAAUUAUAGAUUUUGGAUCUUCUUGUUUUGAUGAUGAAAAAAUAUACACCUAUAUUCAAUCAAGAUUUUAUAGAGCCCCAGAAAUUAUUAUUGGUUCAAAUUAUGAUAAUAAAAUUGAUAUUUGGUCAUUAGGUUGUGCAUUAUGUGAAUUAUUUAUUGGAACACCUAUUUUACCAGGUAAGAAUGAAAUUGAUCAAAUUGGCUUGAUAUUAGAAAUUUUUGGAGCUCCUAAAUCGUCUACCAUUCUAAGAAUGAGAUCACAAUUAUCAAGAUCUUUAAUUAAUCAGAAUCAUAAUAAGAUUAAAUCUAUAAAUUUUGAUCAAAUGUCGAAUUCAUCAAUUCCAAAUGAAAAACAAGUUAAAAAGACUUUACUUUAUAAGAUCUUUGAUCUUAAUGGUAAGAUAAAUUUAAAUAUUUUGAAUCAUUAUAAAUCUUCAACUAAUUCAAUAAAGAAGCAAAUUAAAUUAAAUUCAAAAAGUUUGGAAAUUGUAUUGGGAUUUAAUAAUAGUUUAGAAAGUUCAAGUGAUAAGAAUUUGUUUUUGAAAGUUUUACAAAAGAUCUUUGUUUGGGAUCCUCAAGAAAGAUCAAGUGUUGAUCAAUUAAUUAAUGAUGCAUUUAUUCAAUAA